AUGGCGGGUGGCAGCCCGGCAAAAGAGGAGGUACAGACGCCUCGUGAGUUGGAGAUGCAGAUGGAAGAGAAGGUCGUGCAGCGGAAUCAGCCUCGUCGCAAGAGGAAUCGAGCUGACCUUGCUGAUGAGCUCGAGUUCUUCACGGACCUCCGCAAUACGCUGAUGAAGAAGAAGAAGAAGAAGCAGAAGAAGGACAAGGGCACGCCCGAGAAGGAGAGGUUCGAUUCUUCCAACUCCUACCGUAGUUUGGGCACGCAGAAGGGGCUUGGUUUUCUCGACAAUCGUAUCAAGGUCUUGCGCAAGCGGAUGGGGAUAACUGCCGGAACUGCCCACACCUCCCCCGCGAUCUCUGAUCUGUCGGACCCCUCGGGGAAGCAUAUGAAUGGUCUCAGUGAUCUGAGUUCGACAUUAGGAGCAGAUCCAAUUUCAGAUGAUGAUGAUGGUGCUGAUGGUUCUGGUGACGACGAGGAAGAGGAUAAGAUGGAGUGUGGCAAGCCAGCCAUGGAGGAGGAGGAGGUCCAGAGGAUCACCGGCUCCACACCAAUUUCGGAGAUUGAUGCUGAGGCAGUGAUGGGGGCAAAAGUGUCCAUAAACGGUGAUGGCCAUGAUCGAGCUGACACUGAUUGUGUUGACGACGAUGAGGUAGACAGAGGCAAAUCAGAGGCACAAUUAGCCAAGGAGAAGAGGGUGAUGUCUACCGAGAAGCUCAUGUUUGAGUCCUUCAGUCGUGACUGGGAGGCUGCGUUUAGCCGACGCAGCGGCCACUUCCUUAACAAGACGACAGUGAGUUCCAUGCAGUUUACACACUUGGCACCUGGGCGCAUCCCAUGGGGCGCUGGCAUAGAACCUGCCGUGCAGAUCUUCUCUGUCAAGCUUACAGAGGUGAAAGGUGGCUUCAAAUUUCCAUUGUCCGUGUAUGGUGUGGUCGCUGCCCGUGAUGGCGUGGACUACAACCGCAACCUUAUCUUCUUUUGCGAUAGGAGCAACUCCCAAGAACUUACUCAAAAUGAUCCUUAUCUGCGCCUGAUCGCCCCGUCUCGCGCUGUUUUGUUUGAGGACUAUGUCAGUUAUGAGGUCCAGCUUAUGGUGAAAGGCAGCGUCAAGUCUCGGGACAGGCCGUUGAUCACAGAUACAUACCGCCAAACCCGAUGCCGUAUUGGUGUAUCCACCAUCUGCUUUCAGAACUGCUUCUGCACGAUGGAGUUACGCUUGGAGCGAUUUCUAGGUUCGGUCCAGGCCACCAUCAUUGGCGUACGUGUCGUCAAAGACAAUGGGGCGUGGCCUUUUGGACAUGGUGUUCGGGUUGCUUGCUCCCCGGCAUCACGGGAACUUAUGGAGGACAGUGAUGGUGAAAUCAAGUAUGUUGCUCAGCCUUCGUCUGGGGAAAUCUUGCUGCUUGAUUCAAAAGAUGGAAGUAGACCUGCGCGUUCAGAUGGAUACCUUUAUCUGUCAAGGCAAGUUGUUUCUGUAGAACCAAGCGGACAGCUGGAAGUUGAAAUACAGGCCUAUGCACCACCUGGCGUUCUCCCUGCAAAAACGCAGGUCUGCUUCGAAGCCCAAGAAUGCAACAUAGAUCGUGGUCGGUGUUGCCUCCUCGGUGCCGAGGUGGAGAUCUCUGUUGCUUGGUCCCGUCUUGCUUUGGACGUGGAGAUGCUUGCGGGUGUUGACAGGGAUUUUCAAAGGGACGAACCAGAGGUUGCGUUCACACAAGUGGGGCUGAAUGGAGAGCCUGACACGGAACGAAUCUUUUAA
This is a messenger RNA of Triticum turgidum subsp. durum (durum wheat), 1752 nucleotides long. NCBI's taxonomy places the organism in Eukaryota, Viridiplantae, Streptophyta, Magnoliopsida, Poales, Poaceae. The record is from the annotation of a GenBank genome assembly.